GGCAGCAGGAGGAAAGGCAUGCCUCUACAUAAUGCCAAUUCAGCAUAAAUUAGAUACUUCACCAUUACCAUUGUCAGCCAAAGAAUUUGAAAGUAUGCCUAAAGCCAACUGCAUUACCUGUCAGGCUUACGUGCCAAUACAGCUGCUUGCUUUUCAUGUGGCCGAAUGUAAGCAAAAUAGCAUCCAUAAUUGUGAGAUAAUCUCUGAUGAUGAUUCCAGUUUGGAAUCCACCAUUCAUGAUUUUGAUAAAGAUGCAGUCUCAAAUGAACCACCAGCAGUCUCCACAUCCAUAGCUGAUGUCAAGGGAUCCUUAAAUGAGCUUCCAACAGUCUCCCCGUCUGUGGAGGAUACAAAGGUUGCCUGUCCAGUUUGCCUGGAUUUGUUCUCGAGAGACUAUGUGGAACUUCACGCAAGCAGUUGUGGUGUAAGCCUUGUUGAGGAAUUUGAAAAGUUGCUUGAGAGUGAGGUUGCAGAUAAAGUAGUGGAAAAGAUGAGAGAGAAACCAUGUAAAAGCUUGUCUGAUAUCCUCACAGAGCUUGCAGAUUGUGUAGACCACACAUCAACCUUUAAUGUAAGUGUUACAAGAGAAGGUCUGUAUGAAAGGUGCAUGUUGCAGUGGAAGCGGCAAAAAAAUUCCUCUCCCAAGAAUACCCUCUCUAUUAACUUCCUCGGAGAGUAUGGAAUAGACAGUGGAGCUCUCAGAAAAGAAUUCCUAACAGAAAUGCUGAGAGGAAUAGAAUCACACCUUUUUGAGGGAGGAGACACAGGGAAAGCUCCGAAGUACUCCAUUACAGAUUAUAUGAAUGAUAAUUUCAAGACUUGUGGAGAGAUUUUUGCUGUGAGUGUAGCACAAGGGGGCCCACCACCCAAUUUUUUUAAGAAAUGGUGCUAUGACUACAUCUGUUCAGGCACUAUUAACAAGGAAGAGAUGUCCAAAGACAAUGUUACAGAUCCUGAGCUCAUAGAGCUUAUUUUUUAA
Misgurnus anguillicaudatus (oriental weatherfish) is the source of this 979-nucleotide messenger RNA. The record is from RefSeq and is a predicted model, not a curated record. NCBI's taxonomy places the organism in Eukaryota, Metazoa, Chordata, Actinopteri, Cypriniformes, Cobitidae.